GGGAUUUAUUUACCUCACGUGCAAAUAAAUACACUGUCACAUUUUCUUUUUUGUCAAAAUUUUCCGAAUACUUAAGUAUAUCCGUUUAAAACACAAUUUGCAGAAAUCAUGGAGGUCGAUGAAACCGUGGAGUCUUUGGGGGUGCGCAACUUCCUCGCAGCAAGAAUCCAAGAAAUUAAUUCAUUAUCUAAUCAAAUUAGCACUUCUGGGAUACCUGCUAGCAAAGGACUGGCAUUUCAGCAUGUUCCGAAACAUAUGCGACGACGGGCAGUAAGCCACAAUCCAAAACGUCUUCCAAAACGACUUCAAGGGAUUCACCGGCAUCAGGUAGAAAAAUCAAGUGGGUCCUCGGUGAUUAAGAAAGCAAAGAAACCCAGUCGACGACAUCGACGAAGGCCUUCAAACUUGACGGAGGAGUAUAAUCGCCGUCAAAGGGAACACAAGUGGCUAGAAACGCAUAUUUGGCAUGCAAAAAGAUUUCAUAUUCUCAACAAAUGGGGUUAUCGAAUACCCAAGGAACCUACAGCGAAGGGUUAUCGAGCAGGGUAUAGGGCAGCAUCACAAUUUUGUGCCAUGAGGGAUAUCUCCUACUAUAGUUGUUUCGAACUUGAAGGAAAUUUCCAACUAAUUUCGUCCAAAAUUUCCACUUCCUUCGCUCCAACAGAAGUAAACCCGUUAAGCUUGUCUUCAGAAAUGUACAAAAGCGGAAAGAGGGAAGGGACCUUCCAUUUUUACCGGAGUGGAUCUUAUCCGUUCGGUUAUGUUGGGAGAGUCCGAUUUUAUUGGAAGAUGGACCAGUCGUCGUUAUUCCUUUGGGUCCACCCCGCACAAAAGGAUGAGAUUCUGAACGAGAUAUGUGCAGAAUUUGAGCUCAUGUCGAAACAAAAUCUAGUUUUUAGAAGACCAGAGAAAGAUAAAGAUGAACCAAUGGAUACUGCAUCUGAUGAAACUGAAAUAUCAGAGGAAAUUCCUAAAGACUAUGAUGAUGCUCAUAUUGACAGGAAACUUCUUCCCAAGAAAUUAUGCCAUCGACCGAAAUGGAUCAACUACAGUACAAAUGUAAUAUUGACAGAUUUAGAGGGUGUGUUUAAUCGUUUUAGACUUUAUGGGCCUUUGGCUACUCAAACUCUGAAAGAAGUGUUUCAAGUUCUAUCACCAGCAAAGUUAGAAAAAGAUAUUUCCAAUAAUGAUAAUAUCAACAAACAAUUUUGGUGGUUAAAUUAUUAUCAAGAUAAACAAGAGGUCUUGACCAAGCAGUGUGAAUUGUGGGAAAAGCUCAAGUCUUUUAGUCAAAUUCCUUGUCAUUCUGUGAUUCCUCUUACGCUUAACGAUCCUCGAAUAUCUAUUCCUAAUAAGACUGACCCAGUAGUGAAAAAGAAAGCCAAACCAGUAGUAGAAUCCUUUGACGACGUGGGACCUUUGUUGGACCAGUUGCAAUCAGAAGCUGUAGAUUAUCCAAUACUAAACGAAAAAACGAGAACGAAAGCAAUAGAUGAAAGAAUGUCACAGGAGGAAUUUAACAAACGCCAAUCCCAGUUAUUGAUACCAGGUUCCAAACUAAAUUUAGGUGUAGAAGAAAAUCAAGUACCGAUUAUUCUGAUUCAUCGCCCGAACACAGCAUCCACAAGAUUUAAAAAUGGGGGAUGGGAUAUAGUUCUUCCAGCCGGUUGGGCAAUGCCGAUUUGGAUUGCUUUAGUGUACAGGUGUGUUCGGGUCCUAGGGCUAAGAGAAUCUGAAACGUUCGAAUCUGAGAGUGGGUCAUCAGUUCAUUCUAAUGAAGACGGAUUUCUUCCUCCGGAUUCUCUUUCUGGUGAAAAAGAGGCAGAUGGUCGAUUAAGUGACUUGCAAAUAAACUAUUUCAAAUAUCCUCCAGCCAAACGCCCCAACUUUAUCAAAUUAGGAUGUCCUUUCCCUUUCAAGAUAGAUUGGAGAAGCCUCUUGAAGUUUGGCAGUGCAAAAAAUACUGUUGACAUCGACUCAUUUUAUAUCAUGAGGAAUCCAUUUUUUCUGGAAGCAUUGAGAAAUACUUUGUCUUCAAGCAACAAAAAUACUAUUUUCAACCAAGAUCCAUCCAAUCCCGAGCAUUUACUGAUUGAAAUAUGUCUCACCAUUGUUGGAAAAGGAUCAAUUGGUCCUGGAGCUAUCGUCUGUAUUCCACACGAAACAGAUAUUGUGCAAAUGAACAACAAGGUUGAUGAGGUAAAUGACAAUCUAGAAGAACCCGUCGGUGACGAUGCAAGUGCUCAUAAAAAACGAGAGGACCUACGAAAUACAAGGGAUCGUAUGAAGUCAUUUAUGCAAAAGAAGCGUAAAAAACUAAGAAAGAAAAACUGUAACGGGCAACCCAUAGAUUUGACACCUUUUAGCAGUGAUAAACUUCAAGUUAUAAAUAGUGCAAUUAACUCCCUUUGGUUGCCCGAUAGCGAACAAAUACUCAAGAAUAUGAGUAGAACUCCAAUUGGUGCUAUUGUUUUUGGUAGAGAAACUUAUAGCAUUGCCAAAUGCUCUGGAAUCGGAUAUUGUACUUUCAAUGGUUUGAAGGAGUGGUUCAACGCUUGUGCAAAAUGCGAUUGGAAUCCUAGAAAACUUAUUUUAGUAAGAGAUUGUAGAAAUUCAUUAGUUUAUAGAUUUGCAAAGUUAGAAAUAUGUGUUUAAAGUUGACAUUACUUAUUUAAGAGUGAGUAUUUAAUAUGAUAAAAGUUUCUGAUCUCUCUGUAAUUAAGACAAUACCGUUUUGUACAUAUUUAUAUAUAUUUUAUUUGCCUAGAAAAUUAUCAGAUGAGAUAUUAAUACCAUACUGGUUUUAUUACUAUCCGUGGUUUCUCAUAAGGAGAACCCACGGAUAACAAAAUGUUAAACGAUCUGGAUAAACAUCAUUAAAUAAAUAAGAGUUAAGAAAA
Messenger RNA from Folsomia candida, 2900 nucleotides. RefSeq names its product ribonucleases P/MRP protein subunit POP1 (gene Pop1). The transcript has 5 exons. NCBI's taxonomy places the organism in Eukaryota, Metazoa, Arthropoda, Collembola, Entomobryomorpha, Isotomidae. The record is from RefSeq and is a predicted model, not a curated record. Gene Ontology annotation, cellular component: ribonuclease MRP complex; nucleolar ribonuclease P complex. Gene Ontology annotation, biological process: tRNA 5'-leader removal. Bases 109 to 2655 code for a protein of 848 amino acids.